Molecule: messenger RNA, 2195 nt
Organism: Xenia sp. Carnegie-2017
Lineage: Eukaryota; Metazoa; Cnidaria; Anthozoa; Malacalcyonacea; Xeniidae
Product: arylacetamide deacetylase-like 2
Exons: 1
Coding region: 254-1453 (399 amino acids)
Molecular function (GO): hydrolase activity
Source: RefSeq, a predicted model, not a curated record
GAAAACUAACAAGUCGCGCAGUUCUAAUGCAAAUUUUGGAUUACUGAGUCAAUUGAAUUAGUUGUAUAAGGCUAAAACGAGAGUUUAGCUUAGUUUGUAUGUGAAACUGUACACUCAAUAGAAGACUGAUGUCAGGGCGGCAGGUACUAAUAGCUCGGGCAAAGUUCAACAAACACGUUUUUAAUACUUGCAAAAAUUCUGUAUGAAUUACCUUAAAGAAUACGGGUGAUACUGGAAAUUUCAACGUUAAAAUAUGUUCAAAACUUUAGUAACAAUUACCGCAGCGUUUGUUGCAAUUUCAACAGGAAUUCUAUGGCAUCGAACAUAUGGUUCUUUGUCUGACAAGAUUGAAGGAUGGUCCUCAAAAGUCUUUCCGACUGCUUGUCAAUGUAUUUAUCUGUUGCUAGACAUUUUUAACCCAUUGCUCGGAAUUCCACAGUAUAAGAUAUUUCGACUUCUUCCAGACAAGGAUUGGUUUGGUAUGAAAAGAGCUAUGUGGAAGAAUGAAUUAUUGAUAGAAGACAGUACUAUAGCAGGCGUACCUGUGACAACGUUUCUAUCUCAUAAUAUACCAUCACCGUCUCCUGGAAUAAUUUAUUUUCACUCAGGUGGGAUGGUUAUGGGAAGCAAUAAUGCUGGAUCAUCGUUGACAUUAUGUUCUCACCUAGCCAAUAAAACCAAAGCUGUUGUUAUAUCAGUUGGUUAUCGUUUGGCACCAGAGAAUGUUUACCCUGCCUCCUUUGAUGAUGCUUGGAAUGUGGUGUCCACAAUUUUAUCUGACCCAUUAAAAUACAAUAUAAAUGGUAGUAGAAUUGCUCUUAUGGGUGAAAGUGCUGGUGGACUGUUAGCUCAAGCUGUUUCGUUGAAACUUGCCAAUCAUCCUCAAAUACCAAACCGAAUUGCAGCCCAAGUUUUGCUUUAUCCUUGGUUUCAGCUAAUUGAUAUGUUUUGUUUGCCAUCAUAUAAAUUAUAUAGCGAAGGUUUUGUUGUUUCUGACAGAAUAACAGCAUACUGUGUUUCAGCACUUACUAUGGGUAAUGAUGAAAUGGUACCAAUGUAUAUCUCUGGUAAUGUAUCAAAGUACUUUAUGCAAACAAAGUAUUGGAAAUAUCUUGCUCCAUUAUCAAAAUGUAAACUAAACCCAACAAAAGAUAAUAUCACUUUACCAAAGAUUUUCAUUGAAAAAGUCACAGAUCAAUAUCUUUCACCACUUCUUGCUGAUGAUCUAAGCUCAACUCCACCAACACUUCUUGGAAUUUCAGAGUACGAUAUUCUGGAAAGUGAAAGCAGCCUGAUGUCACAAAGACUAAAAGAAGCUGGUGUAAAUAUCAUUACAAAGCGUUAUAAAACAUAUCAUGGUUUUGUGAUGAAUUUAGGCAUACCUAUGUCAAACAAAACAUUGGCAAAAUUAGCUCUUAAUGACACUGCUGUAUUUUUAAAUGCAAUAUGGUAAAUACAGUUUUGGAACCACCUGUCAGCAAGCGACUGUUGCUGAUUCAAUGGGCUGAUCAUGGUAAAGCUACCAUUAUAUAUCUUAAUUCACUCCCCUGCAAUUAACAGAGAUGCUUGAAUUAAAAAAAAAACAAGUACAAAUAAUAGUGUUUCAGUUGUAACCAUGGUUUAACAUGAAAAGAUAAUUAAACGAACUUACUUGAAAAAAUUUGGUCACGUAGUUUAGAUCGACUACGCCAUAUGAAAGAGAUCGCCAAAGAAAAAAUCAAUGGAAACAGGGCAAGAUAAACAAAACACAAACACACAUUGACACAGACUGACAGACAUACGUCUCAUGUGUUCUCCCUGCAUUUCGUUACACCAACAUCUAAAAAAAAAGUCUAGAAAACAAGUUAGAUCAAUGAACGACAGAACACAGCCGGCAACAUAAAAGAUGAAAUAAAUCAAUUUACUAUUUUUUUUAAGAUUUUUGAUCCCUUUUUGAAAUUAUCUGACUCAAAAACAUGCAGCCGUUGCAGUUCUUGCACAACACACGCAGCAAGCUAUGUGCAGAAUAACUUGAAUGUAGUCUACAGUUGUGUUUGGAGUAAAGGAUCUAAAGUUAGUCAUAAUAUUCAUCAUCCAAUAUCAUAACGUAUCUUCUGACUCAUUUCACCGCUUAUUCCACUCGUGCUAAGAUCUGUACAAAUCUUAGUCAAUACUUAUUAAAAUUUUUAAAAUAUGUGCUUUGUAAAGAAAACUAA